Salarias fasciatus (jewelled blenny) is the source of this 1290-nucleotide messenger RNA. It is a transcript of the gene itm2cb, whose product is annotated as integral membrane protein 2Cb. Gene Ontology annotation, biological process: negative regulation of amyloid precursor protein biosynthetic process. The record is from RefSeq and is a predicted model, not a curated record. The coding region runs from base 74 to 832 and encodes 252 amino acids. The transcript is spliced from 5 exons. Gene Ontology annotation, molecular function: amyloid-beta binding. NCBI's taxonomy places the organism in Eukaryota, Metazoa, Chordata, Actinopteri, Blenniiformes, Blenniidae. Gene Ontology annotation, cellular component: plasma membrane; Golgi apparatus; extracellular exosome.
CUCACUGAGACAGAGAAAGACUGAAAGAGACAAAGACUCAGAAAGACAAAGAGAGACAGUGUGAGCCGCAGCCAUGGUGAAGAUCACCUUCCAGCCCGUGUCCAAAGAGCGCGAGGAGGACAAGUUCAGCAUCCCGCAGCCUCACGAGCAGCUGGUUCCCAUCAUCCGGCCGAAGAAGCCGUUUCCCGCCGGCCUGUGCUGCCUGGCCUUCGGCCUGGUGGUCUUCAUGUCCGGCCUGGUGCUGGCCUCCGUCUUCAUCUACCGCCACUACUUCGUAGCUCAGCAGAUCCCAGAGGACAGCUUUUUCCACUGCCGGAUCUUUUACGACGACUCGGUGUACGCCCCCCUGCGGGGGCGGCAGGAGCUCGAGGAGAACGUCGGCAUCUACCUCGACGACAACUACGAGCAGAUCAGCGUCCCCGUGCCGCAUUUCGGAGGCAGCGACCCGGCCGACAUCAUCCACGACUUCCAGCGGGGCCUGACGGCGUAUUUCGACAUUGCUCUGGACAAAUGCUACAUCACUGAGCUGAACACCACGCUAGUGAUGCCUCCGCGGAGCCUCUGGGAGCUGCUCAUCAACGUGAAGCGAGGGACGUACCUCCCCCAGACCUACAUCGUCCAGGAGGAGAUGGUGGUGACGGGCCGGCUCCGGAACAUGAGGCAGCUCGGACCCUUCAUCCACCGGCUCUGCUACGGCAAAGAGACCUACCGCCUCAUGAGACGCCGCAACCAGCGCCACCGCAUCGAGCGGCGCGACGCCAGGAAGUGCCACAGGAUCCGCCACUUCGAGAACACCUUCGUGGUCGAGACGGUCAUCUGCGACCGCGUCUGAACGGCGUGGAGCGCCGCCGCCAGCGAAGCCAAACCAGACCUCUCCACUCCGUCCACGGGCGUUUGAACUGCACUUUAACAGCCGGGCGCUGUCCACACUCCGGUCCCACCCGUCCCGUCCGGCGAGGAGACUCCCCCAAGCUGCUCGCACGCCGCGUCCGCGUCCGUCUCCCGGCCCGAUUCCUGUGGGAAAAGCCUGAAGACGGGCUGAGCAUACCUCAUGUGGUUCAGAUGUGGCGUCCCGUCUGCGUGUUGUACAUACCUGACCGUUCCGAAGCAAUACUCCGUGUGCGUCCCGGAUUGGUGGCCGAGCUCGUUCUGUGCCGUGGACUCGUGGUGGUGCUGGUCCAGCCUUCCCGUUGACCGAAAGGCUUCAGACUGUCAGGAGUAGCAGAGCUGCAGAGACACACAGGGAACCAAAGUCUGCAGACUCGCUUCCUUGUACAUUGAGAGCAGUUU